Molecule: messenger RNA, 990 nt
Organism: Suillus paluster
Lineage: Eukaryota; Fungi; Basidiomycota; Agaricomycetes; Boletales; Suillaceae
Exons: 4
Coding region: 1-990 (329 amino acids)
Source: RefSeq, a predicted model, not a curated record
AUGUCGGUCUCUCCCCCUGUAUUGAAUGUCCAUACGCCCACAUCUUCUUUCGCGCUUAUCCAUUCUUUCAAAGAUGACACCAUACAGCAAUUGUAUGAUAAACUUUCCAGAAAGUCCAGCACGGGCUUCCAUGGAAAGCGCGUCGGUCCUGGUUGGAUCAAGUACAACUGGAAUGACGCAGUGUGGAAUAUGGAUGACGGUAUUAUUCCCUUCGCAUCUGCUUACAGCGACUAUACCAUCUUUGUGUGGAGGCUGAAAGCGCCCUCCACAUCCGAACAGCCCGCGACCGAUAUAACACCAACGCUUCACGUCCACGAUCCUGCAGCCCAACUCCCAGAACCACCCGCAUAUUGCAACCCAUCCUUUUACCUAUUCAGCUCUGCGCGUGUAACUUCCCCGCGUCCUCGGUCAGCGCGGAGUGGCAAGUCCAGGGCCAUUCGCCCUAAUCCACCAGAUGAUGAAGAGCUCUCAGGGGCGGCAAAGCUCAGAAAAGAUUUUGAGAGAUUCCAUAGCGAAAACGGUGUACGUACUGUUUUGGGCACCAUCGGUCCAGUCGACAAUGUUCGCAUGCUCUUAAAGAACGGUUACCGCCAUGUGUACAUCUCACGCAAGUUUGCGUUGAAGCAUGGGUUUAUUCCCGGUGACGCUGCACCAGGGCACUAUGGCUAUAGUGGCCUCAUCAACCUCGGCAACUGGCCGAUCACGUUGAAGACAGCUGCAGAUUUCACUGAUAAUACACAAAUUAACAAUGGAGCACACAGUUCAAAUCGCUUGCGGCCUAGCAAGUCAAAGACCAUUUCUGUUCCCGUCUUCUUGUCCGAGGAGCCGCAUUUUGACGUUGUGCUUGGCCGCUCGUUCUUUGAGAAACGCCAAAUAAAGACUUCAUCCAUAGAUCCUACCGAGGUCAUUUGUCUUGACACCGGGGAGAAAAUCGAGUGUGAGUUGGUCAUACUCAAAGAUGGUAGGGGUCAGAUCGUCACUGUUACAUAG